CUAUGAUGUUUGGGUAUGGUUCAGUGAUUAUGCAUGAUUGGUUGAUGGUUGAUUUUUGCUGUUCCUUCCUUCCGUCACUAAUUUUCAUUUUACUACGAUUUGCUUCCUUUAGUUCAUUAAUGUAUGUUUGUGUAGGAGGAGGAUUAGAUGGUACAGGAAUCAAUCAAAUCCAUUUUACCAGUUUAGGGUAUUCAUUUUUCGUAUAUACCACAGUGCUUCUUUUGCUACGCUACUAUUGCUCGUAGGAUCGCCAUCGCCCAGCAGACAAGAAGCCACGGUGUCGGCGGGACUCUAAUUUACUCAUCCUCGGAACUACUUGAAAUGGCGGCGGCUGUGUCACAUUGGCGGCGGCGGCGGUCAUCUCUGUGUGCUGCACUCGUGGUUGUGGGUGCUGUCAUCGUCGCAUUCUUCGGGGUGUCUCCUUGCAAUGCCUUGUUGUUGUCGGAAGAAGCAGAAGAGGAUAACAAGUCUCUUGUUUCCCGAAUUGCCUUCGGAUCCUGCGCCAACCAGAGCGCUCCCCAGCCCAUAUGGGAUGCAAUCAUCGACUUCAAUCCCCAUGUAUUUAUCUGGCUGGGCGACAACAUAUACGGUGACAUCCGCCGUCCCUUUAGGCUUUUCGGCAAACAAAGAACUAUUGGUCCUUGGAAGAAUGUUCCCCGUUUCAUCCCUUCCUCCGAGCAUGAAAUGCAGUCUAGAUAUCUCCUGGCUAAAAACUCUCCCGGUUACUCUCGUCUUCGCCUCAACACCAAGGUUAUUGGCACUUACGACCAUGAUUAUGGACUAAACGAUGCCGGCAAGGAAUUCAGUGCCAAAAUCACCAACCAAAGGCUUUUGCUAGAUUUCCUGGACGAGCCCCAAGAUAGUCCCCGGCGCAAGCAAGCUGGUGUCUAUGCAUCGUACACAUUUGGCCCAAGGGGUAGACAAGUCAAGGUUAUUCUUUUGGAUACUAGGUACCAUAGAGACCCUUUAUUUAGUGAUGGAAGUAUCGUGGGAAGUCUGCAAUGGGAAUGGUUGGCGAAGGAGUUAAAAGGUCCUGCCACAGCCAUUACUAUCAUCGGAUCUUCUAUACAGGUGAUAUCAAACCUGUCAGCAACCACUGGCCCUUUGUUUUACAUGGAGUCCUGGGGUCGUUUUCCAAAAGAAAGAAGUCGUCUUUUUGAAUUAAUAUCUGAGAGUAAGAGGGAAGGGGUGUUCUUCAUCAGUGGGGAUGUUCAUUUUGGGGAAAUUACAAGAUAUGAUUGUGCAGCUGGAUACCCCUUAUAUGAUAUAACAUCAAGUGGGAUUACCCAGGCUGUGGAGAAGGCAGUCCCUUCACCACUUCAUUUCCUUGUGAGAUUUGCGGCACGCUUGACUCCGAGUACUAUGAGAGUGAUGGAUAGAGGCUGCAGCUACAGUUCAUGUACGUAUGGGAAGCCAAAUUUUGGAAUAGUUGAGAUUAAUUGGGAUACUGCUCCUGUCAAUUUGAAAUUCGAAGUGAGGGAUGAAAAUGGAGAUACUGUUAUUGGAGUGAAUACCUCAUUAUCACAAUUGAAAGCCCAAAGGACGGAAUCUAAGUUUACCAAGGUAGAAGGGAAAUAUAAAAACCAUUGCCUUUUGGAAGUUGAACUGCCAUGGAUGAUCAGAUAUCGGUUGGCCAUCAUGUUCUUUUGCACUGUAGGAGCCGAUGUCUCCAAAAGUGCAAGCUUGAUUGAAAAAUUGAAUGGCGAUCCUCAGAGUUGAUGUUAUCCUGAUCAAACGAAUUGAGAGUUAUUCACUUUACAAUCCAGCUCAACUCCAAGAUAGUGCCACAUAUGCAAAACUCCGUCUGCUUAUUUCCAUUAGAUUUAUAUUGGUAGACGACUUACUUAUUAAUUUACUUUGCGGUGCGCUCUAACUCAUUUUGUCUUGGCCUUUACAAGUACUGGGAACAAUCAUGUCACCGAGUGUCAUUACUUUGGUAAUCUGUCUUGAUCAGUCAUUAGGUCCAUCUGCUUAUGGAUGGAUGUACCACUUUAACCCGUUGUGAUUCAGCUGUGACAAGAACGACCAUGAGCUGCAACAACAGCUAUAGGGCGGGGCAACCACAGCAUUCACCGACUUCAACCUUUCUGACAAGUGAAACUGCUGCAAUUAGUUCAAACUACUUUUGAGCGGAGUGUCUGCUAGUCAGUUCUAUUCUGCGCCAAAUCAAGUUUGCCCCGCCAAUAUAUGACAGGUGAGUUUUGUUAAACAAAAAAUUAGAUGCAUGAGACAGCAAGCUGUGCUUUCGUUGGCUAAUAAUGACUGAAAUUGGGCAUAAUUUAUGUACUACAACUUGGGCGGAGUUUGGCCCCCGGUCAACUCUUGGUACUCCACGACACUUUUUUUUUUUUUUUUGGCUCAGUGAAAAUUAGCUCUUACAUUGAAUUAAAAAGACAUUCAGUGCAAUUAUCGU
Molecule: messenger RNA, 2413 nt
Organism: Coffea arabica (coffee)
Lineage: Eukaryota; Viridiplantae; Streptophyta; Magnoliopsida; Gentianales; Rubiaceae
Source: RefSeq, a predicted model, not a curated record